Molecule: messenger RNA, 3640 nt
Organism: Protopterus annectens (West African lungfish)
Lineage: Eukaryota; Metazoa; Chordata; Ceratodontiformes; Protopteridae
Gene: GPRIN3
Product: GPRIN family member 3
Exons: 2
Coding region: 535-3051 (838 amino acids)
Biological process (GO): neuron projection development
Cellular component (GO): plasma membrane
Source: RefSeq, a predicted model, not a curated record
AGGUCAGGGGAAGCCCAUCUAUUCUUGUGCCUACUUGGAUGUUUUCUCUGUCGGAAUAAAGCUUUUUGUGGAACAAGGAGAAACAAGCUUGUGGAAAUCAUUUUGACAAAAGGAGUCUGAACAUUUACAAGGAAACUACUCCUAAAAUACCCUUUCAUUAUUCUGCAGUGCAGAAGACUUUUCCAUAAUGUGACAGCAUGUAAAACCAGUGAAGAUUGCUCUCACAAGGAUUCUUCUAACAGCUGGAAUCCAGCAUCCAUUAAGUCAUACUGAUAUCCAACUAGCAGAAUUGUUAACUGUGAAAGAGUAUAGAUAAAGGUAAAAAGUUACCCCGUGCCUUCAAGCUCUGCAACAUUAAUUAGUAUUAACAAAUGACUAUGAUUCAGCAACAUCUGAUCUAGCAGUGCUGGUCACAAGACAACUGAAAGAAUGCUGAAAGGUGAUCUGGAAUCACCACCUAAUUUAAAAAUUCUACAACAGGGAAGCAGGACCACAGAUUCUGUCAGAGAAUAGCAUUGCCAACAUUUUGCCAAAAUGAGUUUUACAGCAAAGCAGCCAUUGCAGAAUGAUCCUACUAUGAACAGCCAGCAUGUAAGAUCUUUGAGUCCUGUAGGGAAGGACAACAGUGCUCAUACAACAGCUACACAGCUGCAUUUUAAUUUUGAAGACAACAAACAACUGCCUCUUGAUGUCUCUAAUACUGUCCCAUUGAAAAGUCCACCAGAACCAUCAGGACAUAUGGAACCUACAGGGGCUGUAUACAAUGUAACAUCUGCUGAUCUACCCCUAACAACAAAUGAGGCUGUGAAACAAGUGCUAGUGGAUUCAUGUCUGCUCCUAGUCAAUCCAGAAGGCAAUUUACAACAUUCAGAAGAGUCUGUAAAUCCUGCUCAGGUAGCCAGAGCAUCCAUAACACUUGAUAAGGAAAUGUUUUGUAAAACAGCACUGCAAGUAGUGCAGCUAGAAAAUGAUUUAACUAUUGUAAAGGAAAGCGAAGGACUUUCUCAGUCUAUCCCAGGAGGUACAAUGUUGGAAAGCAUUUUACCAGACUCUGGGCCUUCUGCGAUUCUUCAGAAAAGUGAAAUAAAAAGAUUUGAUGAAAAAGAACAACAUUGUCAUUUGAAUGAAGUAACUACCACACCUAAAGCAACUUUCUCUAUAAAAACUUUAGAAAAUGAGGCAAGAAUUGUUCAGUGCUCUAGAACUGAUUCUCACUCUGCUCUAAAGGAGACUCAGGAUGAGGUGACAUUUGAGAUAGAUAGCCUUCAAGAAGCAAUAAAAACUACAAACUGUAGAGAUGUGCUACAGUCAUCCAUGACAACAAGAAAGAGAGAAACAGAAGUGCCAGAAAAAGCAAUAAUAUCUGGAAUCCAUUUAGAAACCCAGAUAAGCACAAUGAUGACUUCUAAGUGUAAUUUAGAUACCACAUUUCAGUCUUCAGACAGACUGAAUAAAUCCCUAAAUUCAGUACUCCAGGCUGAAAAGCUAGAUGUCAGUAAAGAAUAUUUUUCUCCAGAAGAUGUACAGGAUCAACAAGCUGUAUGUAAAUUUAAAGAAAUAGCAACUAUGACCACUGACUUUGAUAGUAGUCCCUUAUUGCAGAGAUGCUUACGAAGAUCUUGUGAUGCUGAGGUCCAGGCCGUAGCAAGUGUCCAGAACAAAUCAGCUGCCACCAGUCCAAGUCUUCUGCUGACAGUUUUGAAAGGAAGUUCCUCCUGUGACACAAAGGAGGAAAACAUCCAUUUGCAAGUAGUUUACAGCCCACAAGUACAGUCAAGCCCAGCAAAAGACUGUUCAGAAUCUGGUGUUGUAGACGAUGUUUAUAUGCCAGCAUCAUCUUUAUCAUAUCCUAAUUAUGUUGACUCACAUAGCACUAGUGCAACAGUAAACCCUGAAAAGCAUGUUGUUAAUCAGAACUCGUAUUCUAUUCCCACCUCAAAAACAAGAAAUCAGAUAUUAGAAACAUGCUCAAAAGCUGCUUGUCAAAAUGAGGAAGGAUUACAAACAGUAUCAGAAGAUUGUUUGAAGGUUGCAGAAGUCACAAAUAAUAACUCCCAGCCAUCACUGAGCUCGACAUCCACACUUUCUGAAGCAAAGCCUGUGUACCAAAUCAACAUUCAGACUAGCAGUCGGUCUGGAGAGACUUGCAGCCCCCUUGGUGUUAUAAAGCAACCUUUUCAAUCUGCUGCAGCUCAAAAGGCUAGCACUUCAGAAAAGAAGCAGCCAUCUUCUCCUUACACUACCUCUCCUAAAACACAGCCUUCAGAAGCCGUGAGCACAACAGAUAAUAAGAGCAAUGAAGUGCUUCAGGUAAAGCUAGGUAAUGAACCACAGUGUGUUCAAAGUAAUACUGCUUCAGAUUUGAAAGAAGUUUCUUCUCUUUCAAAUGUCAGCCCCCCAGAAGAAACAAACAGUCACAUAACAGGGGAAAAGUCCACACCUGUAGUCAUCUGUAGCUCAGAAGCAGUGCAGAAUAAGCGUUCUGAAUGCAGAAAAGGUGAAAUCCCGGCAGACAUUGUUACUGAGCAGAGCAGUAAGCCUGGAAAGGUAAAUUCAGUCUCUAAUAAGACACAGAUUUGUGCUGUGUUAGUUGAAAAUAAAGCUGUGAAAUCUAUGCCGCAGGCAGAUAUGAAAAGCAAAAACAGUCAGGAAUCCAAGCCAAUCACAUCAAAAAAGUCUGCUGGUAAUAAUGGCAAAACUACUUCACUAGAUUCCAGUAAAGGAGCAAAAAGUAGUCAGUCAGACUCUAAACCUACAAAGCGUGUUCGAGAUGUUGUAUGGGACGAACAGGGUAUGACCUGGGAAGUUUAUGGAGCAUCCCUGGACCCUGAAGCUCUGGGAAUUGCUAUUCAGAAUCACCUAACACGGCAAAUAAGAGAACAUGAGAAACAAAUGAAAGCACAAAAUCAAAACAGGAAGUCCAUUUCUUCAGACACAUCUUCAAGUAAAAAAAAUAAAAGACGUCAGAGCAAUGUAUUCAGAUCAGUGUUGCAGACUGUCCGAAGGCCAAACUGCUGUGUGCGCCCAGCACCAUCUUCUGUAAUAGACUGAUGGUACUCCGGGCUAACUUAAGUUUAUGUGGUCAUUCAGAUAUUUUAUUUUUUGCAAACAUCCAAUCUUGGGUCUCAGUGACAGAACUCUAAGUAAACAGCAGCUGGGUACUCAGCACUGAUAUUUGUGAGCUGUAACGUGAGUAUACAUUGAUGAGAGAUGUGUGAGGCAUUCCGCAAUAAAGUUUUAAUUCACUGAGAUAUUUUUAGUUCUAAUCAUUUUCAGACAUUGAGAUAACCUGAAAAUGAGAACAUAAUGCAAUAUAAGACUUUGUCAUGUUUUCAAUCACUUAAAAAUAUGUGCAGGAGAGAUCUUAUUGUAAAGCUACUUUUAUUUAAUAUGAGGGCAGUUUUUAAAGCAAAAACAACACAGAAUGUGUUAUUUAUAUAGUAUAGUGUUUCCACUUAAUACAUUUAAAACUAGAUUAUAUUAUUGUAGUUGCCAACAUCUAAUCUUCAAGGAAAAUGCAUGAAGUGUAUGUUACCAGCAUUUUUUUAUAACUUUCUUUCAGCACCACUCCAAAGUAGAUUGAACAGGAUCAGCACUUUACAUUUCCCUAAUAAAAUAUUAUAACUAGCGAACAAUGUAA